This is a messenger RNA of Mycena citricolor, 4080 nucleotides long. Lineage: Eukaryota; Fungi; Basidiomycota; Agaricomycetes; Agaricales; Mycenaceae. The record is from the annotation of a GenBank genome assembly.
AGGGGACUCACGCGGUGGAGACGCUGUUGGACGUGAUGGAGGAUGGCGCACCUGGUUGCGGUCCACCCGAGUUGUUUGACGCGCCUGAAUGGGCUGAGUUGAAAGACCCAUUGCUGCUACUGCGUGCGAGCCCCAUCUCGACUGAUGGCUGUCCCUGCUUGCUCGAUCCCGCUGGCGUCGUCGGGCGACUACCUCCACCAGAGGUUAGCAAAGAAGCGACCGUUCGCGGGGAAGAGGACAUUGGUGGAGAAGGAGAAUGGUCAUCGCUGUGAGCAUGCGGAGGGAUGUCGUAUGCUAGCAUGGGACCACGAUCGGAUUCGGUGCCCGUGGUGCUAGCUCGGAUUGGAAUCGAGCGAUCCAGCGGCCUGCCGGGGCUGAGGGGUGGGGCUGUAGGAGACGGAAAGGGCGGGCGUGACCUGGGUGAGCGAGCCGGUUCUGGUUGGGGUUGAUUGUAGGACUGUUGGGUAGACUGGAAGGUCCCUAUUCUGCCGGGACCAAGCUGGCUGGCGUCGGGCGUCAUCCGUAGGGCGCCAGCACUGAGUUCGUGGUUGUCGGCUGCGACGGCGAAGGGAGCAAUAAGGAGUCUGCGAUGACAGUAACUUGUCACUGGUAACGGAGUCACACACUCUCCACCAACGUUGACGAAACAAAAAAAAUGGGUCUCUGUCCGGCUACUGCUGGUACUAUUACAAUUUGUACAUCUCCCAUCCAUGGACUGUCGCCCGGACUUCUUCAUCUCCUGGGUCUUCAGGAAACAUGGGUGGAUAGCGCCGCGUGACCACUUUGUCACAGAUCCAGCCCUGCUCGCGCGCAUUGUCAAAAAAGUCCAUGUCUCGUGCCGCAAGGUGUGGGCGAUGAUGUGUGUAGAAGACGAGAACUCGCCCGUUCUCUUUCUUCAGAGCCGCUUGACAAGUCUCCAACAACGCGGCAUGCUGUUCCUGCUCAGCUUGUCCAAGAGAAAAACAACCCUCUGCCCACGCACUUGAGAGUGAUUGAAGAUUAAGUCUGAGAGCAGGAGGUAAUCGAAUCCAGAUGGCGCUACUUCGAGCAACUGUUGGACAGGAUGCCCCCAGAUAUGGCCCUGCAUACCUUCAAUCACUUCGUCGAGACUCGGUAUGAGAUCAGAACUCGUCCCACCUUAACAGAUACUCGAGCUUGCAACUGAGCUUUUUCCACGUUCUUUUCCAGAUUUUUCAGCAAUGCCGGGUCUGGAUAAUCAGUGAGCAGAACCUACGAGAAGGCUUGAACGAUUGAAAUGCAGACGGGAAAUCUGUGGACAUACAUGUUUCGCACCAUUCUGCGCUGUCACCAGCCCCGGUAACCCACCCCCAGCACCGAGCUCCAAAACAUAGGACCCGGCGUACCGCUUCGGGUCCGAGUCUAUAUAGGAUGCGAACGCUCUUGCCGCAUUCCACCUUUUGAAGUAUCACAGAUUUAUAUCUCUACGGACACUAAUGAAACAACAUACAAGUAAUGGCCCCACAAGGGAUGUGAACCUACCAGUUGUAUUUGUAGUUCGUGCCAGUCCGGCUCUAGCGCAACCUUCUCUCGUCGGUAGACAACAAUUGUAGGCUCGGGAGAUGGUGGUCGUUCUUCCUAGGCUAUUUUCAUUUCUAUUUGACAUUAUCGCCGAAGAUACCAACAGGAAACAUCGAAUCGAGGUCGAGAUCGUCGCCCUCUGACAUGGUUGAAAAGUUACAAGUUAUGAUCGAUGCGAUCGACUUAGCCACGGUGGCAGUGCAGAUAUUGCUCUUAGUCAACUACUCUCAUGGUCCAAGCGCCAGAUUUCGUUCCAGACAAUGCGCCCGAGCACUGUCCUGGGACCGAUUCUGAAUUGGCAGGCAAAGUAGACGCUUGUGCUGGAUGCGACAACCAAGCUAUCUGCGCUUCCAACCUUCCAAAGCAAGAGGAUCCAAAUCUGCCUCUGAUCACCGAACGCAUGUCCACUGUCAGAAAUAAAAUUCUGGUGUUGUCGGGCAAGGGCGGAGUAGGCAAAUCCACCUUCACGUCGCAACUGGCGUGGGCGUUCGCAGCAGACGAGUCAGUACAAGUGCGUUCCAGUCAUCUCACACACAUGCCCAGACCGAACUUUUCCUGUGAGACCGGAAUCAUGGAUGUUGACAUCUGCGGACCAUCGAUACCAACCAUCCUCGGAAUUGAGUCCGAGCAGGUGCAUGCCUCCGCCUCGGGCUGGUCACCCAUCUACGUACAGGACAAUCUCGCUGCCAUCUCCGUGGGCUGCAUGCUCCCCUCCUCGACUUCUGCUAUCAUGUGGCGCGGCCCGAAGAAGAAUGGGCUAAUAACCCAGUUUCUCCGGGACGUGGACUGGGGCCCAUUGGACUAUCUGCUGGUUGAUACACCUCCUGGGACGUCGGACGAGCACUUGAGUGUAGUGCAGCUUCUCAAAGACAGUGGGAUUGCUGGUGCUGUUCUUUUGACUACCCCGCAGGAGGUUGCGCUGCAGGACGUGAGGCGGGAGAUCGACUUUUGUCGGAAGGUUGGAGUGAGGAUUCUGGGGCUGGUCGAGAACAUGGCUGGGUUCGUCUGCCCGUCUUGUAAGACUGAAUCGCAGAUAUUCAAACCAACGACGGGUGGUGGGAAACGGUUGGCUGAAGAGAUGGGCAUUGAGUUACUAGGCUCCGUCCCUCUCGAUCCACGCAUUGGAAAGAGUGCCGAUUACGGUGUCAGCUUCCUAGAUGAAUAUCCAGACAGCCCAGCCAGCAUCGCCUACCUCGAUAUCAUAGAUCGGCUCAAAGAGAUCCUAGAAGAUCAGUCGCACCUUCGUUAACUAUUCUAAUCAAAGCAAAGCAUAGCAAAAUAUGUAGUCCUUCCUCAGAUAUAAAAUCCUCCGCCUUCCUUUUUGCCUUUGCGUUCCUCGUCCUCCAGAAUCCGGGGCAUUUCCGAGACAGGGGCAUCGGCUUCAGAGGGAUUGCUUUCCACAAUAUAUCGGCCGAUGGGAGCAAUGUCGCCAAGCCCGCCGGCGAGACCUUCAGCACUUUCGUGAAUGGAAACAGUACUGAGAGUCCGCAGCAACUUUCUGCCCUCUCCUCGCCCAACUGUCGAACCUGUUCGUGACCGGGCACCGGGGAUGACGUAACCCUGUGAGGGGAACGCGAUGGAGCUUCCUCCCUGUGUUGGCUCUGCCGUUUGGGGACUCUCCGUGAAGGACGGCUGUUGUGACGGUGGUCGUGGCGAGCCAUAUAUUGAUCCUUGUCUGGUGGGUUGCAUGAUGCUCGACCUUCGAGCAUAAGACGCCACUGGAUCCGUGGGCUGCACGACUUUAUCGGCUGGAGGUGGCGGCGGAGGCGGCCAUAUUGGUUCGGGUACAGGUUCGGUCUUUGCCGCCUGGUCUUCCUCCUCUCCUUCUUCUUCAGGGAUUGGGGCAGGCUCCGGUUCAGAGGCGAACGUUUCUUCGACCGGUAACCUUGAGAUACCCUCGGCAAGUUGGAGGACCUCCUCGUCGGCUUCCUCGCUGGCGACCUCGUCGUCUUCAUCAUCGAUCCCGCCGCGGACUUCCUUGCGGUAGUCUUGGAUCUCGUUCCACAGUGCAAGGCGCAGAUCUUCCAAGGUGUCCAGUCGCUCGAUCGUCCUCCACUUGUCGAACGGGACCUUGCAGUCUGGCUCCUCAUCCGGCUCAUGGUACCCGCUUAACCAGGGAUGCUCCAGUGAUUGAGCCACGCUGUACCGGGAUUCAGGGCUGAAUGUAAGCAUGUGCUGCAAGAGCUCGAUUGCUGGUAUGUUUGAAUAACAAUCUCAGUCUGCAGCCAACGAAAUUUGCAGACCUUGCACAUCUGCCGUGGGCAAGAUCUUCGAGAAAGGACGCUUCUUGCUGAUGGGCAAAGAGCGCACAUAAGCUCGCGCCUGAGAGUUGUCAAAAUCGAGUUUCCGAUGUACUGAGCGAGAUCGGACCUUCUCACUCGCAAUCUUUUGCAAAACUGUCUCUUCCGGUGAGCCUGAAUGAACGCGCUGAGCAGAAUCCACCAAAGAUGGAACUGUUAAAUACCGAGUACGUCGAGAAUUUUCUUCAGCUGAUCCACUAGUUCCUUGCAUAAGUGGUAGCGGAUGAACACGAAGAACGAG